Messenger RNA from Tauraco erythrolophus (red-crested turaco), 281 nucleotides. NCBI's taxonomy places the organism in Eukaryota, Metazoa, Chordata, Aves, Musophagiformes, Musophagidae. The record is from RefSeq and is a predicted model, not a curated record.
GUGUGGUCACCAAGAUGAAGAUGCAGCGCACCAUUGUCAUCCGCCGGGACUACCUGCACUACAUCCGCAAGUACAACCGCUUCGAGAAGCGCCACAAGAACAUGUCUGUGCACCUCUCCCCCUGCUUCAGGGAUGUGCAGAUCGGGGAUAUUGUCACCGUGGGAGAGUGUCGUCCCCUCAGCAAGACUGUCCGCUUCAACGUCCUCAAAGUCACCAAGGCUGCUGGUACCAAGAAGCAGUUCCAGAAGUUCUGAAAACGGCGCAGGACAAAUAAAACUUUU